AUGACUUGCGCACUCGUUUACAGUGGUAGCAUCGAAACGCUCGGUGGAGAAGCUUUAAUGUCAUUCACUGCAGGCUCAUGCGACUCGGUUCUCCAAUGCUCCCAACGCUCACUCAAGAAUGCCUCCUUGCCCGACCUUAUGCAUUUCAUAAGAGAAAUCACGGCCAAAGCCAAGGUAUCGACAACGACGAUGGUAAUCGGCCUGAUCUACAUACAUCGGUUGAAGAAGAUACUUCCCGCCACCGCUCGUGGGGACUUUGAUACUCCACACAAGAUAUUCCUUUCGACUAUAUUGGUUGCCAGUAAAUUCGUUUGCGAUGAAUCACUCCAGAACAAGAUGAUCGCAGAUGUCACCGGUGGUCUGUACUCUGUUAGGGAUGUAAACACGAUGGAGAGAAGUUUCCUCGGAUUGUUAAAGUAUGACUUGUGGGUAUCGGGUGAAGAAGUAAAGGCUUUUCUGGAAGAGCACAAGCACGAGUUGGAUUUAGGUGCUGAUUGGAACAUGGCUCGAGAGGCAUGA
This is a messenger RNA of Paraglomus occultum, 519 nucleotides long. NCBI's taxonomy places the organism in Eukaryota, Fungi, Glomeromycota, Glomeromycetes, Paraglomerales, Paraglomeraceae. The record is from the annotation of a GenBank genome assembly.